This is a messenger RNA of Lytechinus variegatus (green sea urchin), 2456 nucleotides long. It is a transcript of the gene chchd4, whose product is annotated as mitochondrial intermembrane space import and assembly protein 40-like. Gene Ontology annotation, cellular component: mitochondrial intermembrane space. Gene Ontology annotation, molecular function: protein-disulfide reductase activity. The transcript is spliced from 3 exons. Gene Ontology annotation, biological process: protein import into mitochondrial intermembrane space. NCBI's taxonomy places the organism in Eukaryota, Metazoa, Echinodermata, Echinoidea, Temnopleuroida, Toxopneustidae. The record is from RefSeq and is a predicted model, not a curated record. Bases 123 to 548 code for a protein of 141 amino acids.
ACUAUUUAACACAUGUGUGUGCAUGCAACGGUAUUUCUUACAUCAUAUUUACUGCUGUGACCUGUGUCUGUACUAAAGUCGAAUUCUUGUAGAAUUAGGGGAGAAUUAAUAGAUAAACAACGAUGUCGUAUUGUCGCCAAGAGGGGAAGGACCAAGUUCUCUUUGUCACAAAGGAGGACCAUGAAAUCCCAAUCAAGGAGGAACUCAAAUAUCUUGCUGAGGAAGAAGAACCAGAAGGUUUGAUCCUUGCUAAUGGGGAUAUCAACUGGAGUUGCCCUUGUCUUGGAGGCAUGGCCAGUGGUCCCUGUGGUAUGGAGUUCAGGGAGGCCUUCUCCUGCUUCCACUACAGCACGGCCGAACCCAAGGGGUCUGACUGCAUAGACAAUUUCCGGAAGAUGCAGGAAUGCAUGGUCACCUACCCUGAACUGUACCCCAUGAACGAGAAGUCGGAUCCUAGUGAAUCUGCGGACAUUGUUCAAGAAGCGUCUCAAGAAGAGAUUGAAAAGGACCAUGCAAAAAGUGAAACAGAAAAGGAGAAUGUCAGCUAACGUGUAAGGAUAGAAGAGGGAGAAAGCUCUGGACUUUUAUACCUUUUUUACCUGUUAUAAUUGAUUUAUCCAAUGAAUAGGAAUCAUACUGCUGUUAAAGUCACCGACAACAAAAUAACUUGGUGCUGAUAUGACUUCCCUGCUCGAUGAAGAAGAUAUGGCAUUCUUUUGAAAUGCAAUUGCUUUGUUAUGGCAUCAUAUGGAAUAACCCUGAUUACAUUCUCCAAACAGUCAUCAAAAUUCAUAGAUUGUCUCAAUUUCCACUUCUUAGCUGCGUCAUAUUAUUGCACUGUGAAAUUAUGGUCAAUACUUCUUGGGUGUGCUGCAGGAGCCUACAUGUAUGUCAUAUGCAAUCAGUAAAUUCCCAAUUGCAAAUUAUUCUUGUUAUUGCCUGGAACAUUCAUUGAUCAAUUAUUUCAAGACUUAUGAAUGAUUAUAGGAUGAGUAAAUUGACAUGAAGUCAAAUGCAAGUUUCUUUCAUCACCCCCAUACUUUACUAUGUUCACUAAACCUCAUAUUUUACCUAGGAUUUAACAAAAUUCAAAUUCCUUUCUUUAUAAUAAAUGAGUGCAACUAUAAGUAAUGAGACAAUUACCAGGAUAUAGUGAUGCUUGAUUUCAAUCACUUUCAGUUUCAGUGUUGUUUUUAUGGUUAUGAAUAUCUUGUGUGUUUUUAUGGUUUCAAAAUUUGAAUAGAUCUGAAGUUGUUUGCUUCAUUUUAUAUAUGAUUGUAAAAUGAGACCAAACAUGAAGUAAUUCUGAUAAUUUUACGGAGAAUAUUUUUUUUUUCAAUAAGAAUGUAUACACUACAGGAAUGAACCAAAGUGCACAUGUAGAUUGUAGAUGAUAACAACAUGUAUUGUUUCAUAUGUUGUGAUUCAUUUCUUGUAUCACUUUCACAAAAGUUUACUAUUUGAUGAAUAUUUCACAUCAGUGCCAGAUGCUAAGGGGAAGAGUGGAGUGCUGUCCCAUUCUUGUUCCUUUUGGUGGAGCUGGACAGCUGGUUAUGGUGACUUAACCAUACUGCUUAUAAAGAACUUGCAUAUUGUUCUUCCCCAUGAAACGUCAUCAGACUAAAAAAUAAGAUUUGUCUUGCACCAAUUGUAUAACAAAUUAAGGGGCAAAAAAUUAUCAACUGAAUUCAUCAGAGUUUUGUUGGAGAUAAAAUGUGCAUGUGCACUGUGAUUAUAAAGAAAUAUUACAAGUAUUACCAAUCUUUCUUUUAAAGUUGAAAGAUAUAUAUGCAGCGUGCCUCAGCUUUCAAAGGAAAAACUCCAAAGAGAUUGGCAAUACUGUCCAAAUGGUAUUAAGUUUAUAUUUUUGGAUGCUCCCUUUUAUUCAUACACUUAUUAGAGAUCUUAUCACAUUGAAGUGGAGUGAGCAUGUACUAUUAUUUCAGAUAUAAUUAUAAAGAAAUAAUUGGUGUGUGAAAUUUGUUUUACUUUUUCUUAGAGAUGUCCAAUGCAGUUCUUGUAAUCUUGGAUAAAGUAUGUAAUUUUGAUAUAAUGAAGGUCAUGCACCACACAGCAAUUUCAGUGUGUAAGUUUGAAAUGAAACCUGUCAUCAUGCAACUUCUGAAGGUUUUCAUGGCAAAGAAGAAUAGUGUAGGCCGGUGUCAGGGUACACCAUGUAUCUUUCGUGGACACUUGAUGAUCCUGAAAAGGCAUACAGCACCUUGACAGAGUAUACAAGACCUGUUUUUACAAACUUUGCUCAUUCUCCUGAAGACGACAAGAACACACUUGUCAAAACGUCGAGUUUGGGUGGUCCUUUUUAAUUUCAGGACCAACAAUUGCCAAGAUAGAUACACGGUGUACCACGAUACCUGUCAUGUUAUGUAACUCUCAGUUCUAAUAUAGAUGCUAUUUCACCAUGGUCUUUAGAUCAUCUAUUAAAAUUGUAACCUUGA